CAAAUAUUUUAAAUGUAGUAAGCCUUUCGAGUAGAGAAAUACAAAUUUUCAGUAAUGCAUUACCUUAGAACAUUCUUAAUCGCUAUCACCUUAAGUCAUUUACCCGGUAAGUCGUUGAGUGUGUGUUAAGCUUGACAAGAAACUGAUUUAGCAGGAGGACAGCAUUUGACACCCAAUGCGUCGAUUGCGACAGAUAUUGGGGCGCAGAUUGCAAUGCAAAUGUGACGGGCUAUUAUUGCGCUUUUAGCUCUAACCUAGAUUCCAACGAAAUAUCGGAAGCUGAGAUGCGUACAAGCACAGUAGACCCACAUGAUCUCUAUAAAGACUGCAAUCUGUAUCCUUACAGUUUAGAGUUUAUAAAGAAAUUUUGCUGUCUGUGGUCUCCAAAGAUUGGCUGCCAAGUAGCCCUAAAUCCGCUGGUCUAUCAGUAUGCCAACAAUCCCGAUUCGUACUGUAAACAAUGCAGAAAACGCUGCAAAUGCAUUCGGGAUAGUGCAAAUCCUCAAACUCCUAAACAUUUUCAUGUGUUCAGUCUGGUGUUUAUGGCUCUUCUACUCUUUUGACGCUUUAAUCAGCGCGAUGGCUUGGGAUUAAUUUGAUAAAUCGAUGUAAUCUACGAAUCGGCAUAUGAGCUUAAUUCCAAUUCAUUGACUACGCCAAGCAGAGGGAAGGUGCCAACCAAUUGAAAGUAUUGUUCAAUCGGUCGUGUUUUUCAUUCAGCGAAAGUUGAUAGAUUUCUGUGAGAUGCUAAAGUUAUCAUAUUUUAAGCCUAAAUCCUUAGAACUGAAGCUGUAGAACUUUGUCAUCAUUUAAAUUGUUAGUCUAACACCCCAACAAUUAAUUUUGAUCCUUUUUUAUUU
This is a messenger RNA of Drosophila busckii, 860 nucleotides long. Its product is annotated as CG15233. The record is from RefSeq and is a predicted model, not a curated record. Bases 285 to 563 code for a protein of 92 amino acids. The transcript is spliced from 2 exons. NCBI's taxonomy places the organism in Eukaryota, Metazoa, Arthropoda, Insecta, Diptera, Drosophilidae.